Messenger RNA from Brugia malayi, 1383 nucleotides. RefSeq lists its product as uncharacterized. The record is from RefSeq and is a predicted model, not a curated record. Gene Ontology annotation, biological process: protein N-linked glycosylation; oligosaccharide biosynthetic process. The transcript is spliced from 10 exons. Bases 1 to 1383 code for a protein of 460 amino acids. Gene Ontology annotation, molecular function: alpha-1,6-mannosylglycoprotein 2-beta-N-acetylglucosaminyltransferase activity. Gene Ontology annotation, cellular component: Golgi membrane; Golgi stack. Lineage: Eukaryota; Metazoa; Nematoda; Chromadorea; Rhabditida; Onchocercidae.
AUGAUCCGUCACAGAUUGCGUUGUUUAAAUGCAAUCAUCGUUAUCUUAUUUGUAGGGUUUUUUAUGAUUUAUUUACAAACUCCAUAUCUAAGUGCUAGUGAAAACUUUGAACGUUCACGAUACGAUGCUCCAGAAAAAGAUUCAGUCUCUGAACAAGAUGAUCAAAAAUUUGAAUUGGGAUGGACGUUUCGAACUACACCGUUACCUUUAAGUAAGGAAGAAAUUAUCCGUUCCAUUGAGUUUCUUAACGCAAACUAUGAGAUUCUGAAUACGGAUAAGCAUAUUCAAUUGCAGAGUGUAGAAAUUGUACUGGUUGUUCAAGUCCAUAAUCGUAUCGAAUAUUUGAAAGAGUUGAUUGCUACCCUCAAAGAUGCCCGAUAUAUUGAAACUACGUUGCUAAUUUUUAGUCAUGAUUAUUCGUCUGCCCUUAUAAACAAACUAAUUACAGGGAUAGAUUUCUGUUUAGUUAUGCAAAUAUUUUAUCCAUACAGUAUUCAAUUGUUUCCAGAUGUUUUCCCUGGGCGGGAUCCUUUGGAUUGUCCAGAAAAGGCAAAUAAGCAAGAAGCAGCUUUUCUGAAAUGUAAUAAUUGGAAAAAUCCGGAUAAAUAUGGACAUUUUCGUGUUGCGAGGUUAACACAAAUCAAACAUCAUUGGUGGUGGAAGAUGAAUUACAUAUUCGAUGGGAUAUUGAAGCAAUAUGCAUUAACAAAGGCAUGGGUAAUAUUACUGGAGGAAGACCAUUAUGUUUCGCCAGAUUUCUUACAUGUUAUGCGCCUGAUUGUGGACAAUAAAUCGAGUUUCUGCGCGGAAUGUCAAGUGAUAAGCCUUGGAUUAUAUCUUAAGCAGUACAAUAAUUUUAAGACCAAUUUGAAUCGGCUAGGUAUUCAUCCGUGGUUUAGUUCAAAACAUAAUAUGGGAAUGGCUAUCAAUGUAGACACAUGGGAACUUAUCAAAAAUUGCACAGAAUUGUUCUGUAAAUACGAUGACUACAACUGGGAUUGGUCGCUAUUGCGCGUUAGCAUGAAGUGCUUGCCUGCAAGAUUGAAAGUUAUUGCUGUUAAAUCUCCUCGUGUUAUACAUAUUGGUGAUUGUGGUAUACAUACUCACCGUUGCGCCGUCCAUAAUGCUGCUGCAUUGGCUGCGGAACUUUUUAGUAGUUCGGCGGACUCAUUGUUUCCGAAAAAAAUGAUAGUGGCAGAGAAUCUGAAGCGAACAUUAAAACCUUCGAGGGAGAACGGUGGUUGGGGUGAUAUACGAGACCAUGAAUUAUGUCUCAAUAAUUCGCAUGUACCUGAUCUUUCUGCUUACGACUUUUAUUUAAAUAAUCUGGCAGGCAACAAUAAUUAUACGUAUAUCAGCCAUCCUCUCAUUUUUCCUGUCUAA